Molecule: messenger RNA, 2519 nt
Organism: Magallana angulata
Lineage: Eukaryota; Metazoa; Mollusca; Bivalvia; Ostreida; Ostreidae
Exons: 8
Coding region: 209-2182 (657 amino acids)
Source: RefSeq, a predicted model, not a curated record
AAUAACUGACGAUAGUUAAAAAGUUUCAGCGAAAAGGAAAAGGGCCACAUAUAAUAAAUUUGAUUUGGAAUUUUAAUUUCUAGUGUUGCUUCCGUUGGCUACCAUCAACAAUUAAGAUAUCUGAGAUAAGCGAUGACACGUCAUGUGACCACGACUUCUUAUUUAUACUUGCUUGCCGUUGAUAACUUGCAUUUUGGGGGCGUAUGCAAUGGCAACAAGAUGUUUGACUUUAGAAGAGAUGCAAUGUGUAAAAGAAAAAGUUAUAUCAAUGUACCGAGAGCUAGAAAACGUCCUCAAAAGUAAGGAAUACUCAGAAGAUCUUCGUUUUGAACUCGAGCAUUCCAACCCAAAUUAUCUUACAGUUCUUGAAAAAAGAAUCAAAGAUAUGGAAAAAUCUGAUCACGGAAUUGUAGUUGCAGGAGAAACAAGCGCUGGCAAAUCAACGUUGAUCAACAGAAUACUUGAUAUGAGAAUAUUCAAAGGCAGAAAUCUGGAAACCACUUCAACUAUAGUAAAACUAAGAAAUUCAAAUAGAGUCGAAAUCACCACCGAAAGUGAUACAGGAGCGAUAAAAGAAACCGAUUUAACAAACGAAUGUGAUCUUACAAGUAAAGAUGGAGUUAAGGUAUUAAGAGAUUAUCUAAAAAAUAUGACAGACAGGACUGCGUCGCAAAGAAGCGCCCAAAUUCGGAGUGUACAGAUAGGGCUUCCUAUUCCUCUUCUGAAGGGUAACACAAUUCUUGUGGACACACCGGGGAUCGGGGGUUCAGGGGAAGUUACUCAAAAACUCAUAGACUAUCUACCAAAUGCAGUUGCGUUUGUCUUUGUGAUCAACGUGGGGAGUGCUGGUGGAAUGCAAAACGAUAGGCUUCCGGAGAUACUUAAAUCAAUAGUUCUUCUGCAAAUUGACAACGAAAUGCCAUGCUUUGAUCCUCAUGAGGUAAUAUUCAUAACAAAUAAGUGGGAUACAAUCGAACAAAAUGCUGAGGGAAGUGACGGAAAUAGCAGCGAAGACGAUGACGUAACUAAAACAUGGGAAGUUCUAAAGGAGAACAUAAAACAUAACUGGCCAUCUGUGAAAGAGGAAAAUAUAUACAAAAUGAACCUGAAAGACGUUUCCCCCGAAAAAAACAAUGAAUCCUCUAAACAGUUUAACAAAUUCAUGAAAGCUCUGGAAUCAACUGCAAAAAAAGCAGAACACAUCAGAAUACUUCAACAUUUAAGGUUUUUAAAAGACUUUCUGACCAAUAUAUCCAAGAGUUUGGAUGCAAGGCUUGAAUUCGGACAGAUAAGCGAAAAAGACCAACAAGAAUGGGUUGAAGCUCACGAACAAAAGAUAAAAAAGCUGACUGAUGAAUGUGCAGGGUUUAACCAAAUCUUUUGUGGAAAAACCAAAACGACUAUAGCAGAUACAGCAUUGGCAUGUUAUGAAUACAUGGUAACAGAAGUGGGUAAACAAAGAGUUCUCAAUCCACCAGGUCACAAACCUAUAUCGAAUGUUGAUUGGAAACCACUUAUCUUUACAGAAAAAGUCCAAGAAAGAGUCUCGAUGUACCUUUCAGAAUACUUGCAAUCUAAAGGUGUAUUGCAAAAAUUUAGAAAAAUAAAAGAUGAAAUAGCCUCAUUUUACCAAAAGGUAUCAUCCGACCUCUCUGGUAUGGAAAUUGUAUGGACUGAACAUACUUGUAAGACCAGGCUUUCACUUUAUAAUGAUGAUCCAGAAAUAUCAAAAGCAUCUGUUGUUGGGAUUGUUCUUGCAACAUCACCCCUGUGGUUACCCUUACUUGCUACUGGUGUUGGUUUAACUAUUGCUGCAAGCCCAAUUAUUUUCCCAGUUGUUAAACGUCUUGGUCGAGAUAAACGAAAAGAAAAGCUCAUAAAUGAAGAAUAUGACAGAUGUCUUAGGACCGUCAAAGAUUUUAUCCGUAAAGAACUUGAAUCAAACCAAGGUAGAGUCAUUUAUAAGUUGCUGGAUAAAGUAACGGAAGACUUGGUAAAUAGAAGAAUGCAAUCCCUAAAAGUGAUGAUCAAUCAGCUAAACAAGUCAUGUAAACAGAUUUUAUCAAACAUGAAAGGCCUUGAUGUUUUGGCAGAGAGGAUAAAAAUCAUCGAGGGAUCUGCAACAGAAUUGUUAGAUUCUUUUAACCAAGAGGUGAAAGCGGUUGAAACCGGAAUGUUUUAGAUUAAAAUUGACCAAAUUAAUGUUAAAAUUGACUUUUGUGCAUCGCAGCAGAACACUUUUAUUUGACACUAUUUAAUAGGAAUUCAUUGAGAGUAUUGCAUUUUGUGACGCUAAACUAAGAUUACAUGCGAAUAAUACUCGUUUAAAAAACAAAAUUAAUGCAGCAAUGUAAAGAUUCCGUAUUUUCAAAAAAUAAAUUCAUGUUAUAUGAUAAUUUCCUAUCUUAUAUAAAUUGUUUAGAUUAAUAAAAUACAAACAUAAAUUGCAUUUUGCAUAAAAAUUCUAAAUAUUCUAAAUUUAUUUAAAAUAUAUAUUUUCAUUUCUUUUAAAAUCCUAA